GGCCGCUACCAUUCAUUUUUUUGCCUUCUGAGCUCUAGAUUCCCUCUCUUGCUUUUGUUCAAUUUUUCACAAUAUUUCGCAUCAGUACCACUUUCAUAAACGUAAACAUAAACAUAGCUCCUAUGAUUGACGUCAAUACCUCAUCCGAUGCAUCCGAGGUCUCAGCUCCCGCACAGCGUCGAGCACAUCGCAAGUCAAGAACAGGCUGUAGACCAUGCAAAACCAGCCGAAUCAAAUGUGACGAGAAUCGCCCGUUCUGCAAGAAUUGCAUUAGGAAGGAAGCGUUAUGCGAAUACUUUGACACAAAGUCUCGGUCAAGAGGCUGUUCAGCUAACAAUGUGAAGAUCCUUCCAGUGAGUUAUCAAUCACCGGUCGAGGUUGAGCCCAUUCUUCCGAUAUCGCCGGCAAGUAGCAACUUGUCAUCAAGCGACCUGUUUGCAGGGCGUACUGGAUCGCCAGCGGAACAGUUGCUUGAACGCCAGCUAUUGCAUCACUUCGUUCAGAUGACGCAGCGGGCAACUGAUAUUCAAGCCACAUGGUUACUCUGGAUUCUGGAGCAGGCUACUCAUUCGCCGUAUGUCCUCAAUGGGAUUCUCGGCAUCUCCGCAUUUCAUCUACGACGGUUUAAUGAAUUUGAUAAAGCGCUUGAGGUGGCUUCACACGAGUAUAUGGCUUGUGCAAUAGAGGGCCAUAGAAAGGAGUUGAGAAGUGGUAUGAGUAAAGGAAACAGCUCGAGCGUUGCUGCAGUCUGCGCGCUCGUCUCUAUUCAUGCCAACGUGAACGGAUACUAUCUUGCGGGCGAGAAUGACGAAAGGAUGCCUCAUGGCUGGUUCAUCUCAUUUAGGAGGUCUAUGAACCUGUUUCAUACGGCAUCACCCUUGAUCGAAAACCCGACAAUCAGCCAAGAAUUCAAGACCAUCUAUCCAACCAUCGAUAAAACGACUCAUCCUAACCCUUUCAGCUUCUUACUAUAUUAUAACCCAACAUCAACGGACAUAAACCAGGAGGAGGUUUCUAUUUGCAUGCCAGCAGUGGCUUACCUCUCGUAUAUCUAUGCAGAAAUGACUACAAGGAAGCCACUUCGUUUCCCGGCCGCCCUAUCAGCGAAAUUCAUAGAUCUUCUUAAAGCAAAGAAUCCUCGGGCUUUGGCUAUCAGCGGGUACUUCUUUAUGGUGGUAAAGCAGGGACGGCAACUCUGGUUAAUUGAUGGUGCGCCGGAACGAGAGUUUGAUACUAUUAUGAGAUGUUUGCCUAGGGAGUGGUGGUCGGUCAUGGACUGGGCAGUCCGAGUGCUUGGGUGGGUCGAUAGGAGGGCUGAAUGAUAAGAUAUUACCUUUUCUGAAAGCCAACCAAGUCAUAUAAGACUGACAAACCUAUCAGUAACCAUUAUACUAUAUAGAGAAAAGAG
Messenger RNA from Fusarium oxysporum Fo47, 1408 nucleotides. RefSeq names its product Zn(II)2Cys6 transcription factor domain-containing protein. The record is from RefSeq and is a predicted model, not a curated record. The transcript has 2 exons. Bases 123 to 1322 code for a protein of 399 amino acids. Lineage: Eukaryota; Fungi; Ascomycota; Sordariomycetes; Hypocreales; Nectriaceae. Gene Ontology annotation, molecular function: DNA-binding transcription factor activity, RNA polymerase II-specific; zinc ion binding. Gene Ontology annotation, biological process: regulation of transcription by RNA polymerase II.